AUGCAGUACCUGUGGGAGAGCGGCGGGCCGGAGUACCUCGCCGGCGUGGGCCGCAUCCUCGCCGAGCCGCGGUUCGCGGCCGCAGCAGGGCGGGGGCCGUCGCUGCUCGUGUUCGAGGACGCUUGGCCCAUGGACGAGUCGGCGUGGGCCGUGCUAGCGUCGUCCCCGACCCCGCUCGGCGACGGGAGGAAGCUCCUGCUCAUGUGCCGCGACGUCGACCUCGCCCGGCUCUCAGAUGGCGGACCCAUGGGCGGUUCAGUCAUGGCCGGCAACAGAAUCGCGGCGGCGGUGUGUGGCGGCUAG
Molecule: messenger RNA, 303 nt
Organism: Miscanthus lutarioriparius
Lineage: Eukaryota; Viridiplantae; Streptophyta; Magnoliopsida; Poales; Poaceae
Source: the annotation of a GenBank genome assembly